CAAAAUGUUGGUUUAAAUGGAUGAAAGAAAAUAAAAUUUUGAUUGCUGUUUUUUUUUUAGCAACAACAACAGGCUGUCAUUGAUAUGAUGAAAUUCAAUAAUUAACCUACUUAUCUGGUUGACAGAUGAUAUGCUGUGACUCCACAUACUUUAAGUAUUAAACCCACACAUUGUGGUUCAAAUUUGAAGUAAAUCUGGGUGCACUGAAUAUUGUUAGAGUCAUAAACAUAAAAUAAAACAUUAAAACUGAAAUUUAAAAAGAUUAUUUUUGUGUAAAGUGGACAUGUAAACAUGGGAGAGUUACGAAAUUUCUUUCUUGUUAUUGUAGGCCAGCCUCUAGAGGUAAUUUGAGGAACUGCAACACUUCCGGUUUGCGUCAUGAUCAGAACCGGAAGACACUAUUUGGUACCGCCCCCUUUUUAUUUUAAUUAAUUAAUAUUUUUGUAAUGAUACUUUGGCGGACUAAUAUGGCUGCACCAGCCUUCAUUUUAAACUACAUAUGACGUCAGAGGUUAUUGUUGUGGUUUUUGUCGCUUUUAGGCAGAAAGCGGAAGUCUGUCGAGGAUGCUAACUGCUACAACAUGCACUCUCUUUAGCUUGUUUGUGGUACCUAGCUACAUCGCUAGCUAUUGACAUAGCUUGCUCCGAACGCGCCUUUUUGUCAUGUUAAAUUCAUUUCUACCAAAAUUAAAGGCUCACUGGUAAUACUUCAGUUUGCUUUUUAAUCAUUUAAUCUUUUCGUUCAGCAACGAAAACGCGCGAUUUUUUUCUUUCCACGAAUAGAUUCAAAGCUGCAAUGGCUUGCAGCGCUCCGAAUUGUUCUAACAGACACUCUAACUCUGGUCUGAUCAGUUUUUUUCGUUUCCCAUUAGGAGAUGCUGUCCGGUUGGACAAGUGGAUGAGGAACAUGGGUAGAGAUGACUGGAUUCCAAAAAGGAACUCCAGGUUGUGCAGUGUCCACUUCAAUGUUCAAGAUUUAAUUGUUGACUACAAGGGUAGAAUGACUCUUAAAGACACAGCUGUUCCUACAAUAUUUCUGAAAAGUCCGGACACCAGUUGCAAACGUGGUCGUAGACGUGGUCGGUCUGACUAUAGGAGACUGGUUAACGAAAAGCAGAAGGAAAUGGAAGAAACCGAUGAGGAGUCAGUUCUAGAACCAGAAGUAUUAGUGGAGGAUGAAGACACAGAGACUCUAAGUGGAUCUUUUUCCUCCAGACUUUUUGAACUGGAAGAGAAUUCAGUUGAAAACCAGAACAAUCAAGAAACAAACCAUAACUGUAGUGCUGCAGAGGCUCUCAUACCAGCUGAAUCUGAAUCCGAAGAUCGAGUGGUCACGGUGGAUGUUGCUUCGAUGGAGACUGAAACAGAGGAGUUACAAAUGCAGGAGAAGCUUGAGCUUCAAGAGAAAAGUGUUGGGAACCAGGUUCUUCCUGCUGGCCAAAGUUCCAGAGAGGAAAGGAACACUGACACUGCUGAUUGCAAGGAUGACGAUAGGCCAACAAAUGACAACCCAGAUGAGGAAGGUGAGGGGUCCUUCAGCAACAAGUCCUCCUUUGGCCAUAAGCAGGUGAUUUCAACGGCAGACCUGGAUGAGAUGAUGGACAUGGGAAUUGUAGACCAGAUUGACCAGGAGGCUCAGAUGAAAGAAGAGGAACAGAAGAACAUGGAUGUGGAAGGCAGUCAGUCACCCUCUAACUCAAGUAAAGAGGACCAGCCGUCUGCAGAGGAAGAAACAGACGUGAAACCAACGGCUUCAGAUUUGAUGCAGUCCUCUGAAGCCAGGGCAGGGGGAGAUGAAUCGUCACCCCAGAAGAUACUGAAUGGGAUGAAAGAAGUCACAUUGCCUGAGAAUUUGUCUGCUCCAUCCCAAACACCCGAGUCGUCUUCUCCUCCCCCUUUGGCCAAAGUCAAGGACGAGCCGGUGGACGAGGAGUACGAUCAGGCGCUGCUGUCCUCCGUCUCUGUCAAAGACGAGCCUGUCAAGGAGGACCUGAAGAUUGGAUCGGUGUUCUCUGUGACUUCAGGAGGAGAGCUCCAGUCCAGCUCGUUGCAGCACAUGUUCUGUUCCCACUGCGGGAAGCACCUGGUGAAAGGACAGACGGCGUUCCAGAGGAAGGGCUCGCCUGCGCUCUUCUGCUCCACCUUAUGCCUAGAAACAUUCAUGCCCAAUGGCAAAGGAGCCUCAAAAGUGUGCAAUACCUGCCAAAAGGUUAUAAAGCGGCCUCAAGACGUCAUCAUGUCUCCAGAUGGAAAAGGAACCAUGCAGAGCUUCUGCAGCCAAAGCUGCCUGUCCACCUUCAAAACAAGGAAAAGCAGUGGGACGUCACAAACCCCACAGAACCAGUUCCUCUGCAGCAUUUGCACACAGUUUGGCACUACCAAACACGAGGUGGUGCUGAAAGGUGUCGUCCACAAGAUGUGCAGCGAUGCAUGCUUCUCCCACUUCCGCAUCCUCAACAGCCUGUCCAUGUCCGGCUGCGCCAGCUGCGGGUCGUGCUCCCACAACAAACCGCUCAUGCUGAAGAUGGACAGCGGCUGCAAAACCUUGUGCAACACAGAAUGUUUGGCCAAAUUCAAAGAGAAAACAAAAAUAAGUCAGCCGUGCACAAUGUGCCGCACUCCACGUCUGCUGGGGCAGAUGAUAGAAAACAAGAACGUCGAUGACUCGGUGAAUCUCUUCUGCAGCACUAGCUGUGUGAUGGCCUUUAAAGUCCAGUCUGUCAGCUCCUCAGGUGCUCAAAUAAACUGCGACAGCUGCGGGAAAACCGCAGUGCCGUCCUACCACCUGGCCAUGUCAGACACCUCCAUCAGGAACUUCUGCUCUCUGCCGUGCGUCAUGGCUUUCCAGGAAAAGUUUAAGAAGAGCCAGGGAAAAGUCGACUUUUUCCCAAAACUGCCCAACGAAUCUUCUCAGGCAAAGGUCGCCGCGUCUCCUCAGCCUCCGCCGCAGACUGCUAAAAAUACGCUGGAACUGAAAUGCUUUCAGUGUGACCAAAUCAUCAUGUUUAAACCCGAAUACUUCCAGAUCAAGGACAAGAUUGUUUUCCUGUGCAGCUCGAACUGCACGAACGAGUACAAGAAGGCCAACUUUGUGAUGAGCCUGUGUGAAUACUGUAAGAUUGAGAAGGUCGCCAAGGAGGUCAAAAGGAUUAAUAACAAAAUCUGCCACUUCUGCAGUGACGGAUGUAAGCUGCUCUUUAGGCAUGAGACGAGUAAAAACUGGGGCAAACACUGUCACUCCUGCACGUAUUGUAACUGUGUGUCAAAGAAGCUGGUGACGGCUCAGUACGGAGGCUCAGUUGAGGAGUUCUGCUCAGAAGAGUGCAGGAAGAAAUACACCAUGCUCUUCUGCCAUAUGGCAAAGUGUGACACCUGUGGGCGGAAAGGGAAGUUAAAGGAGAGUCUUCCUUUGCUCAGAGAGGUCAAACAUUUCUGCGGCCUCGGCUGUCUCCUCAUGUUCUGCACAAAAAAGGUGGCCACUCAGGGAAAAAUCGCCGUUGGUAAGGUGGAGGAUUCGCCUGUUAUUGCCAACGUCAUGUCUCUUGCUGGCACGCCGAAAACCAAAACCGACACGUCUGACAGAUCUGCUGAACAAAGCACGGCAGCUAAAAAGAGCUCUGGACAUAUCAGCAUUGCGACAGAAACAAUGAAAUCCCAUCCUCCUCUUCCUCCUCCGGGCAUAAAGAUUCUGAAGAACAAGGCUCUGCUUUGCAAGCCGCUGGUACAGAACAAAGGGGUUUCCUGCAAGACUCAGACGGUGGACGCACAAGCACAGACAGAUGAAGUCCCCCCUAAGAUCAUGGUCCUGCCAGUUCCUGUUCCGGUCUACCUCCCAGUGCCCAUGAACAUGUACAGCCAGUAUACUCCCAAACCCGUGGGGCUGCCGCUACCCGUGCCCGUGCCGAUGUUUCUGCCGGUGACGAUGGAUAACGCUGAGGGCAUCAUAGAAACCAUCCAGGAGAUCAAGGACAAGAUCCCGUCGGAUCCGUUUGAAGCGGAGCUGAUCCUCAUGGCAGAGAUGGUGGCAGAGCAGAGUGACAAAAGCAACAAGGCGGACACACAGAAAGAAAAGCAACCGCAAAAGGAAGCAGAGAAGCAAGAGGUGCUUCCCUCAGAUGACCACAUCAGUAACUGCAGUGACUUGGACACUGACGACUUGGCAAGUUUGCUCAACAACUGGGACGAGGCCUCUUCUGAUGCAGGAACCAGGCCUGCAAGUCUGUCAGGUGCCUUGGAGAAGAUUGGGGUGCUGGUGGACUCGUCUGCAGGCGAGCAAAGUGAGCCUCUCCCUGAGGCUCCGCCUCCAGGUCCUCCUCCCAUGGACAUUGAAGCGGAGUUCACUGUUGAAACUUUGGAUAUUAUGAUUCGAGAAAGACAGAAGAUCGACAAACCCAAGAGUCCUCCUCCUGCAGCUUCACGACGACAAGCCCACAGGAAAUCCAGAGAAAAGAGGGGUCGUAAGUCCCAGCCGUCAUCUAAAGCUGCUGAGCCUGCCUCUGAUAAAUCCCUUUCCAAAAAGAGCAAGGAAAUGUUGAAGCUGAAGAGCCAGUAUGGAGUUGAUGCAUGGAAACGGUGGAUCCAGUGGAGACAGAAGCAGCCAGGCCUCAAGAAGCCUCGUUUUGGCAGUCGGCCGCUGGAGCUAAAGGAGGAUCUGCUGCGCUGCACCACGGCCGAGCUCAGCUACGGUCUGUGCUGCUUCGUCACUGAGGUGAAACGGCCCAACGGAGAACCCUACUCCCCCGACAGCCUGUUCUACCUCUGCCUUGGGAUUCAAAAAUAUCUGUUUGAGAACAGCCGUGUGGAGAACAUUUUCAUGGACCGUUUCUACAGCAAGUUCUCUGCAGAGUUCACAAACAUGCUGAGAGGUUUCCAACCAGCAAUAACACCCAGCGGUUAUGUUCAUUCCCGAGUGGAGGAGGAAUUCCUGUGGGACUGUAAGCAGCUGGGGGCGUACUCCCCCAUCGUCCUCCUCAACACUCUGCUCUACUUCUGCUGCAAGUACUUUGGGUUUACCACGGUGGAGCAGCACCGCCAGCUUUCUUUUGCACACGUAAUGCGCUGCACCAAAACCAACCAGGACAACACUAAGACCACCUUCCUGCGCUUCUACCCCCCCAUACCUGUGAAUGAGGCAGACACAGAGUCCAAUGCUGUUCCUGCUAAAAGGAAGAAAGAGGAGGAGAAUAAAGAGGACAUCCUGGAGAUGGUGGAGAACACAGAAAACCCUCUUCGCUGCCCCGUCAGGCUCUAUGAGUUUUAUCUCUCCAAGUGUUCGGAGCUGGUGAGGCAGCGCACCAACAUGUUCUACCUUCACCCCGAGCGCUGCUGUGUGCCCAACUCCCCGCUGUGGUUCUCCUCCACCCCUCUGGACAACGACACCAUGGACGCCAUGCUCACUCGCGUCCUCACCGUCAGAGAGCUGCACCCCAAAAGCAAGAGGGGCCGACGGGCAGCAAAGGAGGACCCGCCGUUUGUACCUGAAGACGAAGAGGAGGAUUCAGAUUGAAGAACCGAAGUGACCUUUUUUCUACAGAGAUGUUAUAAAAGCGGAAUCAUUCAGAGUGGUCCUAAGAAAAGUGAACUGAGACGCACGUUGAAACGCACAAACGUGAUAGUGACUCCUAACACACACCACUGACUGAAAACUUUGUGUCCUCUUGUUGUCGUUUGUUGUGAAAACAACAUUUGUUUUUAUCCAGAUGUUCGGUUCCAUCCUUUAAGCUCACGCCGGACUUUUUAUUGAGUUGAAUGUUUCCCGGAGCGCAGGAGAUAGUUAACAAAUGCGAUUGACCAACUACAUAAAAGACAUGCAACCUAUUUCAAAGAUUUUCAAAGUUCUUUUUUUUUUUAAUGUCUUACAUGCAGCUCUUGUAGAUUCUCUGAACCCUGAAGUUAAUUCAAACAAAUCCUGAAUAAAAAAACAGUUAAAGUUAAAAAAGGAAUAUUGUAUCAUAUUUGGAAAUAUUCUUUUUCUUCUCAAGGUUUCCAUCAAGUCAGAAGAAACGUGUACUUGUUCAUUAUGUUCAACAUCUAGCCAGUUCUCCAUGAUUUAGUUGCACUUUUGUAUUAGAGCUUUGAUUAAAAUGACACUAAAAGCUGUUUUUUUUUUUAGGAUUGUUCUAAUGAAAUGUUCUUUAUUCCUCAACCAGAAAUUACUGUGUACAACUGAAGCAAAGUACAAAUCCCCGAAGUACACUGUGGAACUGUUUUAAUCUAAUGUUUGCAGGCAUUUACACAAGCCACCCAUGUUUUAGAGAAGGACCCCACACACACAUUUUCAUUUUGCUUGUGGCUGCCAAUGUGUUUUGUUUUUUUACUCUGUACUUUUUGUAUAAAAAAACUAAAACAAAUAUACUGUUCAUUAACAA
Molecule: messenger RNA, 6368 nt
Organism: Oryzias melastigma (Indian medaka)
Lineage: Eukaryota; Metazoa; Chordata; Actinopteri; Beloniformes; Adrianichthyidae
Gene: zmym4.1
Product: zinc finger, MYM-type 4
Exons: 29
Coding region: 797-5506 (1569 amino acids)
Source: RefSeq, a predicted model, not a curated record